Messenger RNA from Neodiprion fabricii, 1748 nucleotides. Its product is annotated as methyl farnesoate epoxidase-like. The record is from RefSeq and is a predicted model, not a curated record. Gene Ontology annotation, biological process: xenobiotic metabolic process. Gene Ontology annotation, cellular component: cytoplasm; intracellular membrane-bounded organelle. The transcript has 8 exons. Bases 73 to 1572 code for a protein of 499 amino acids. Gene Ontology annotation, molecular function: heme binding; oxidoreductase activity, acting on paired donors, with incorporation or reduction of molecular oxygen, reduced flavin or flavoprotein as one donor, and incorporation of one atom of oxygen; iron ion binding. NCBI's taxonomy places the organism in Eukaryota, Metazoa, Arthropoda, Insecta, Hymenoptera, Diprionidae.
GAAUAUCUAUUUGAAUUUGUCACUCGAGCCGAAGACACUGCCGGCGUGUAUGUCUCGUCAGUUCGCUCUGCAAUGUCUACAAGUGUUCUUAUUGUCAUUAUUAUUCUACUCGGCGCUGUUAGUUUCUUUUUUCGAAAGAAAAAGAACUAUCCACCAGGACCCUUACCAUGGCCGGUAGUUGGGAACUUACCACUGUUUCGAAGGUUGUCUCGCAAAUUUGGUGGCCAAGAUCACGCUUUGCUAGAACUUUCUUGCAUAUAUGGUAGCGACCUGAUUGCACUUCGUGUCGGAUCCAACGACCUCAUUGCGGUUUCGGGACAGGAAGCUAUUCAGCAAGUUCUACACAACGAGGAGUACGAUGGACGACCAUGGAACGAAUUCAUUAAUCUACGAAACUUUGGCCGUAAAAAUGGAAUAACAUUCAAUGAUGGGCCGAAUUGGCGAGAAAUGCGCGCAUGGCUCGUAAAAAAUUUGCGAGUACUGGGUCUAGGCCGGCGUCAAAUGUUAGACUUGAUGACACAGGAGCUGAAUGACAUACUGGAAAAGAUUAAAGACGGUGGUGUACGCAACCUUAGCAAAAUCAUAGCGCCAGCGGUGAUAAAUGUCUUGUGGACUCUCACUACAGGAAAAAAAAUUGACGAUACUCAGAGAAUGCUGUACUUCAUAGAUCUGAUGGAGCGACGUUCCCAAGCCUUCGACAUGACUGGUGGUAUUUUAUCUGCUUUGCCCUGGAUCAAGUACAUAGCCCCUGAAAAAUCCGGAUACAACCUGCUUACCCAAGUCAACAUGGAGUUCAAGAGAUUUUUCAUGGAAACAAUUGAGGAGCAUAAGAAAAAUUACACUGGAAAGGAACAAGAUGACUUGAUAAACGUGUUCUUCAAAGAAAUGUAUUCAGAAGCAAAUUCCGAUGGACUUUUUAACGAAAAUGAAUUGCUGAUCAUAAUGAUGGAUCUCUUCAUCGCCGGGAUAAACACUACUAGAACGACAUUGAAUUUCCUAUUUCUGAACAUGAUAGUAAACCAGGAUGUUCAAGAACGGCUUCACCAAGAGUUGGACAAGGUGGUUGGUUUCGGUAGAUCUCCGGACCUCAACGACAGAAAGAGAUUGCCAUACACAGAGGCUGUCCUGACGGAGUCGCAAAGGAUGUGUUUGGUCACACCUUUAAUAGGGCCACGCCGCGUUCUUCGAGAAACUAAACUUUCGGGCUACACGAUACCGCAAGAAUCAACGAUGAUUCUGAACCUCACGAGCAUACACAUGAAUCCGGAAUAUUAUUCUGAACCGGAUAUCUUCAAACCGGAGAGAUUCUUACAGAACGGUGUUUACGUCCCAGACAAGCAUCUCAUCCUCUUCGGUGAAGGAAAACGACGCUGUCCGGGCGAAAUCCUGGCGAGAUGUGCCAUCUUCCUACUCUUCAGCGGCGUAAUGCAGCGGUACCGUUUACUUCCGGAUCCUGGAGAAGAGCCCCCAACGCUGGUCUGUUUACCAGGUCUCACAAUUUCGCCGAAACCGUACGAUGCUCUCCUCAUUCCGAGACAAGCGGCUCCUUCGUCUGUCGAUCUACCAAAUUGACCUGAAAGUUCGAUGGCCAGAAAGUUAAAUUCGAACCAUCGGCUCCUGUAUUCUUUAGGAAUUUACGCGAGGUCUGUAUGAAAUUAUAUGUUCAACAGUUUGUCGACCUACAACGUUUGUAUCGAUUUAUGCAUUAUGUAUACGAUAUACGAUAAUAUACGAGGGAUUUCUUACGG